Molecule: messenger RNA, 2532 nt
Organism: Microthlaspi erraticum
Lineage: Eukaryota; Viridiplantae; Streptophyta; Magnoliopsida; Brassicales; Brassicaceae
Source: the annotation of a GenBank genome assembly
AUGGAACUUGACGAUUUGGAUCUCGGCUGUUCCUGGCCGUUGGAUCAGAUCACUUUCGCUUCAAAUUUCAGGUCUCCUGUCAUUUUCUCCUCUUCCGAACAGCCUUUCUCUCCUCUCUGGUCCUUCUCCGAAGCUGCCUCCAUCUCCGGAGAUGCCGCCGGCGAACUUUCCUCCCCCGCCGGAGCUCCUCCUCCCACUCGCUUCCCGGAUUAUUCCGUUUUACUUUCAAGUUCGGAAUCUGAAACCAACAAGGACAAUAGUCAGAUUCCAUCUCCGUCAUGGGGUAUAAUGCCUUCGGAGAAUCCAGAUAGUCACUGCUUGAUCAAAGCGAAGAUGACUCAAGCGCUAAGAUACUUCAAAGAAUCAACUGAGCAACAACAGCAACACGUUCUCGCACAGGUUUGGGCGCCUGUGAAAAGCCGAGGACGAUAUGUGCUUACAACUUCAGGGCAGCCAUUUGUUCUUGGCCCCAAUAGUAACGGCCUUAACCAGUACCGGAUGGUUUCCCUGACGUAUAUGUUCUCCGUUGAUAGUGAACGGGACGGAGAGCUCGGGCUUCCCGGCCGCGUUUUCAGGAAAAAGUUACCUGAAUGGACUCCGAAUGUUCAGUAUUACUCGAGCAAAGAGUUCUCAAGGCUUGGCCAUGCGUUGCACUAUAAUGUUCAGGGGACGUUGGCUUUGCCUGUGUUUGAACCAACUAGGCAGCUCUGUGUUGGUGUUGUUGAGCUUAUUAUGACUUCUCCCAAGAUUAACUAUGCACCUGAGGUUGAAAAAGUUUGUAAAGCUCUCGAGGCAGUGAAUCUGAAAACAUCGGAGAUAUUGAACCACGAGUCGACUCAGAUCUGUAACGAGGGUCGACAAAACGCAUUGGCUGAGAUUUUGGAGAUACUGACUGUGGUGUGCGAGACCUACAAGCUGCCUCUAGCUCAGACAUGGGUACCUUGCAGGCACCGUAGUGUUCUAGCCUUUGGAGGUGGUUUCAAGAAAAGCUGUUCGAGCUUCGACGGGAGCUGUAUGGGGAAAGUCUGUAUGUCCACGAGUGAUUUAGCUGUUUAUGUUGUGGACGCUCAUGUUUGGGGUUUCAGAGACGCUUGCGCUGAACACCAUCUGCAGAAGGGACAAGGUGUUGCUGGGAGGGCGUUUCAGUCUGGAAAUCUCUGUUUCUGUAGAGACGUGACUCGCUUCUGCAAAACCGAUUACCCGUUAGUACACUACGCGCGCAUGUUCAAGCUCACUAGCUGCUUCGCGGUUUGCUUGAAGAGCGCGUAUACAGGAGACGAUGAGUACGUUCUUGAAUUCUUUCUUCCUCCGGCCGUCACAGAGAAGAGCGAGCAAGAUCAUCUGUUGGGGUCUCUGUUUCAGACGAUGAAGCAGCACUAUUCGAGUCUCAAGGUUGUCUCUGGAACUGAACUCUGUGAGAAUGAGAUCUCUAUUGAAGUCGUGGAAGCUUCAGAGGACGGAAUGGUUUACUCAAAACUCGAACCGAUCCAAAUCCAUCAUCAAGCAACAACAAUCUCUAAGGAGUAUCUUCAGCUCAAUGCACCUGAACAGAAGCUGAUCUUAAACCCAGACCUUAUGGAGAACAACGAGGUUGCUGACACGCUUGAUCCUUCACCGGAGGCGAAACCAGGGAAGAAAUCAGAAAGAAAGCGAGGGAAAACAGAGAAAACAAUCAGUCUAGAAGUGCUUCAGCAGUAUUUUGCUGGUAGUCUUAAAGAUGCAGCCAAGAGCCUCGGUGUUUGUCCAACUACAAUGAAACGCAUUUGCCGGCAACACGGGAUCUCACGGUGGCCAUCGCGUAAGAUCAACAAAGUGAACCGAUCUCUCACGAGGCUCAAACAUGUGAUAGACUCUGUUCAAGGCGGUGAUGGAUCAAUCAAUCUAACGUCUCUCUCCUCUCGCCCUUGGCCUCACCACCAAGCCUCUCCAAUCGAAAACCAACCACCACCACCAGCCACUAGAUCGCCAACAAGCUAUCUCCAAGAUAUCAAGCUCGAAAACCGCGAUGCAGAGGACAGUGCAGGUUCAUCAACAUCGCGUGCUUCUUCCAAAGUGAGUCCUAUCUGCGAGACGCGUUUUCGGCUUCUACCGCAAAGCCAAGAAGCAUUCAAGCAAACGGCCUUGGAUGAUUCAGACAGUACCUCUAAAAAAAACAUAAACAAUCUUUGGACAUUUCAAGAAACAGCUUCUCCGACAAUACUCCAAAGUAAGCUCGUGAGUAUAAAGGCAACGUACAGAGAAGACAUCAUCAGGUUCAAGAUCUCACCAGAGUCGGUAAGCAUUGUAGAGCUGAAGCAGCAAGUGGCUAAGAGGCUGAAACUCGAAACGGCGGCGUUUGAGCUCAAGUAUCUAGACGACGACAACGAAUGGGUCUCGGUCUCGUGCGAUGCUGACCUCAGCGAGUGUCUCCACGACACGACAUCUGUUGCAACCGCAGCGAAAGCGAGCACACUGAGGCUAUCGGUUCAUGAUGUGAUUCCAAACUUUGGGAGCUCAUGCGAAAGCUCAGAGGAAAAUAUGAUGUGUUUGUGA